Messenger RNA from Oryza sativa Japonica Group (Japanese rice), 618 nucleotides. Its product is annotated as probable small nuclear ribonucleoprotein F. Gene Ontology annotation, molecular function: RNA binding. Gene Ontology annotation, cellular component: catalytic step 2 spliceosome; pICln-Sm protein complex; U1 snRNP. NCBI's taxonomy places the organism in Eukaryota, Viridiplantae, Streptophyta, Magnoliopsida, Poales, Poaceae. Gene Ontology annotation, biological process: mRNA splicing, via spliceosome; spliceosomal snRNP assembly. The record is from RefSeq and is a predicted model, not a curated record.
AAAUGGGCUGUGGCCCAUCGAGCGACUUUUAGUUCAGGCGGUGGUAUCGGAGUUCCCCACCUCAAAACCCUAGCUAGGCCGCCUCGUCGCCUUCCCCCCUACGCAUCCCCGACCAGCACCGGCACCGGCGGCGGCGGCGGCUACCCCCCUUCAAUGGCGACUGUGCCAGUUAACCCGAAGCCUUUCUUGAACAACCUGACAGGGAAGCCUGUCAUUGUCAAACUUAAGUGGGGUAUGGAAUACAAAGGAUAUCUUGUUUCUGUCGACUCUUAUAUGAAUCUGCAGCUGGCUAAUACAGAGGAGUAUAUUGAUGGGCAAUUCUCUGGAAACUUGGGUGAGAUACUGAUAAGGUGCAACAACGUUUUGUAUCUCCGAGGCGUUCCAGAGGAUACCGAGAUAGAGGAUGCGGAAUGAGAUAGCCCGGGCCAUGUCCAGAUUGAUUAUUGUAAUAUGCUGCUGACAUGAACAAUUAAGUGUCAUGUACAACUGAUGCAGAUUGACCUGGAUCUUUAACUAUGCCAUGAUAUGGUAAUGUUAUGCGUUGAAACUGUCGUUGCUCGGAAUGUGUGAGAUCAUAUUUCGUAAGAAAAUACCAUUUGCCUGUCAUGAUUAGCCAAA